GUAAUAUGAAUGAUGCGAAAGAAGGAACUAAAGAAGGAGGGUUACAUCUCAGUUGCUGCGGAGUAAAAGUUUACCGACAUUUCAUAGGCUUCACGCUGAUGAUGGAGGCAGCAGGCACCUCCGAAACGUCGGUAAACUUCUACCAGACUUCACGGAGCAGCAACUGAGAAAGCCAAUAUCUAAGGAGAACUCGAAAUCUAACCACAAGCUCUGGAGUGACUGUUUGUCGGUCAUUGCAAUGAACAGGUCCAGCGGUUAUGGCUCCCGUGAAGAGGUACGCAUGGAAAGUUUGAAAGAUGCAGAGACCAGACGACAGCCAGUCAGUCGGAGGCCAGACCAACACAGGAGGGGUGAACAGUAUGUGGCAGCACAGCACAGGCCCGCUAGCCGAGACCCAGCACAGUACCAGUUUGAUCCUCGGAACAAUAGAAGCCCCGCUCGCCCCUCUAUCAGCCGGUCCCAACCUCAACACAGACCUACCCCAUCUCAGGAAGAUGUGAUUAGAGAUCUUCCACUUCAGAACAUUGGAGAUGUGUCAUUUAGGGAAGGAAUCUUAAAUCAACCACUGCUUUUUCCUGGUGAGAACAAAAGAUUGGAGGAACAUCACGUGGCACAAAUUGUGAACGAGAUGGAGCAGGAUGUCGCCUUGAUGGAGGAUAACCCACUGUCGGAGCAGCUGCGCAUGGAAGCUCUGAGGGAAAUGCCAGAAUCGUUGACUUUGAAGCGCACAGUAAAGAAGAAACUUGUGAAGUCUGUGAGCCAAAAAUCAAAACGCACUCCUCUCAGCAUUUGGAAGAGGCUGAAAUACAGACUGAGUGUAUUGCUGUCAAAAUUCAGCAUCAUGAUUAAAAACCUGCUGUACACCUUCGAGCUAUGGUACAGCAGCCUGAAGGUGAUUGAGGGGCAUUUUGGCAGCGGAGUGGCCACCUACUUCAGGUUCCUUCGAUGGCUGUUUCUCCUGAAUACAGUUGUGUUCCUCCUAAGUUUUGGUUUCGUUGUAAUUCCUCAGCUACUGCAUCGUUUCUAUGAGCCUGCAGAAGGAAAUCAAAAUGGCACAGAAAGUACACCGUCUCAGAUGAAUUCUGUUAUUUUUGACUCUGGCCACUCUGAUGGUUUUCUUCAGUUACAUGAAGAAUAUAACUCCACUAUACAUUUAGUCACUCCUGUUGCCAUCAUAGACAACUGGAAGCCGGCUCCUUCAGUCGCCUACCAGUCUCAAGUUCGGAGCAGACCGUACGCGUCAAAUGCUGACUUCUCCGUUGGCAAUAUCUUCACAGGAGAGGGUUUCUUCACCGAUACAACUUUGUAUUAUGGCUACUACACUAAUGAGUCGGUGAGCGUAGUGUCGGGCCUCACGUACCACAUACCCUCUGCAUACUUCUUCACUGUGCUGUCUUGCUACCUCUUCAUGUUUGUUGUACUUUCCAUCAGCAUGGCUAGAUCUUAUCGCCGGACAUUUAUUGAAACUGCCGGGGGCCUAAAGAAUGUGGUCACACACAAAGUUUUCUGUGGCUGGGACUUCAGUAUUGCUACAGGCGAAGCUGCAGCACUCAAGUCAAAGAGCAUUUAUAAUGAACUGAAGGAGCUACUGGAAGACAUGAAGAAAGAAGAUAAAGAGCUGACAUGCCAAGGCAAAUUCUUCCUUCUCAUUGUCCGCAUCUUCCUGAAUGUGUUUAUAGGGUUAGUGCUAGCAAGCACUGGCCUGAUCAUUUGGUUCCUGUUGCGUGAGGAGAUAGGUGUUGACGAGCCCGCAGCUGCAGAGCGCGGCGCUGCCAUGCUUAUGCCCCUCAUCAUCACCGUCAUCAUGAUGGCGGCUCCGGUCCUCUUUUCAUGGAUGGCAAGAGUGGAAGACUAUGCCAGUCCUCGCACAGCAUUGUUUGUGACCCUGACCAGAACGUUUGUGAUGGAGAUCGUUGUCAUUGGUGUUGUUGUUGCUUUCUGGCUCACAUUUAAAAAGAAUUCUGAGUGCUGGGAAACAUCUUUGGGCCAGGAGAUUUAUCGCCUGGUGAUUACUGACUUCCUGCUUGCAAUUGUGGGCACUUCUUUGGCUGAGUUUGUUCGCUUUCGAAUUUACAAGUCAAUGUGGAAGAAGAUUGGGGGUCCGGAAUUUCACAUAGCCCGCAACACACUGAACGUCAUCUACAAUCAGACACUUUUCUUUGUGGGAUUAUACUUCAGUCCAUUGCUGUCAUUUAUCAUUAUUCUAAAGAUGUUUAUUACAUUUUAUGUGAAGAAGAUUGGAUUGCUAAACAGCUGCCAGCCAUCAGCUAGACCUUGGCGUGCUGCUCAGACACAUACACUUUUCCUCGUUCUGUCUUUCAUUGCAACUCUGGCAGUGCUCAUACUUCUAGGUUACAUUAUUACACAAGUGGAGUCUUCGAGUUGUGGUCCAUUCUGUGCCCACAAGUACCCAUACGAGAUGAUCCUCGACAUGUUACAGGUGCAAGAAAAUAAUGGCUUCUUGCAGUUUGUCAGAUUCCUGGUUAAACCUGGAGUAAUAGGAGGAAUCCUGCUGGCGAUGUGUGUUGGUGUGUACUUCUUGCGUGCAAAAUCAUACGAACAUAGGGACAUGGUGCUUCUGCUCAAAGAGAUGCUGGUUCUAGAAGCAAAGGACAAGGAAUUCUUGUUGGACAACAUCUCCAAGGUCACUAAUGGCCGAUGGGAUUUUAACUUGAGGACUGACAGGAGUUUGGGUGCUAAGUGGAACUUACAAAAACAGGUGAGGAAGAGAGCAGACAUUUACAGCAACACACUGUCAGAUGCCAGCACAUCGAGAGAGUAUGACUUGUCUGAAUAUGAGAGACCAGUGUUCCAGAGAGGUGUCCGUGAACGCAGGUAUUAGUAUGUUUUAGCACAUAACAUGGAAUCAGCAAUUAAAUUUUGUUCCUAACAUCACAGUAUUAAUUAAAUGGAGUCAUAAUUAUAUGACUCGACAUCAAGAUGCCAGUAAGACCUGCUGGAAUUUAAUUUGUGAAAUACUGAGAAGAGCAAAGCAUUCUGCAGUUGGGGCAUACAGCAUCAUGAAGUUUAGUUUUAGUUAACAUUUAAUACUUUAUUUCAGGGGGGAUUUUAAAGAGUAAACAUUUUAUUUAAUAUAUUAACAAAUAUUUAUAAUUCAUAUGUGAUGUCACAUUGGGUUGUUUGAAUUUACAAAGUCUGGCAGACUUUUUCCAGUAUGCAUGCCAAAAUUAAAAUACAAUUUUUAAAAAUGCCUUUGUGAGUAUAAGUUUACUUAUCCAUUUAACUGCUGUACAAAGAGUAUGCACAGCUAGUCAAGUUCAAUGCCUUUUAUACAACCCAAAGAUUCAUUACCAUGUUUAUAAGAGCCCACCACCAGCCCCUAUCAUGGGCCAAUCCAUAUUCUCUAUCCCUAUUGCCCUAAGAUCCAUUUUAAUAUUAUUCCCUUGUUUGGAUUUUUCUGCUGCUACAUCAGUUUUGUAUCACUGUGAUUCAUCACUGGUCUUUUGCCCACACACCCCUCCCUUCUGAUUUCAUUAUCUUAUUCCUUCUUCUCUUAAGUUCUUUUCAUAACAGUUCAUCUCCAUCUGAAUGUAUUUCUUACUAUAUACUGUCAUUUUGCAUUUGGUCUUGUUUGUUUGCUGCUAUAUUUUCAUCUGUACUGUUCCAUUUGGCAACAUUCUUUCUUUUAAUAUUUACAAUUAUGUUCACACCUGGCCAUUUUUCUUAUCAUACUUUAAUUUUUUAACAGUUCUUUUCUCUUAAAAUAUCUUGGUGUACAUUAUCAAAUAUAGGACAGCUUUUUGAAUAUGCAUUUAGUUAUUUCUUAAUAUGUAUUUAUCCAACAUGUUGAUAGUGUGAAUUAUUUUCAUCCCAAAUUUUUCAAAUAAUUUAUUGUUUGCCAAAGAAGCAUUGAACCAAACAUUUCAUUUGCUAAAACUUGCAUGUGAAAUAUUAUUUUUAAUGAAUUUUUAUGAUGUGAUUGUAUGUGAUACAUAUUUGAAUGGUUGGCAAGGCAGCAGGCUCAAACCUGAAUACUGUAGCUGCACUGCCAAUUUCCUAUUUGUAUUCUGUUAUUUAGAUUUAUGUUAUAACUUAUUUAAUUUAAAAUUGUAUUUAUCUAUGAAAUAGUGUGUUUCUUUGUAUUUUAUAACUUACACACUGUUAGAUUUCAUUAAAUGUAUGCUCAUAUGUUGUAUCAUACCGGGA
This is a messenger RNA of Zootermopsis nevadensis, 4167 nucleotides long. Its product is annotated as transmembrane channel-like protein 5. Lineage: Eukaryota; Metazoa; Arthropoda; Insecta; Blattodea; Termopsidae. Gene Ontology annotation, cellular component: plasma membrane. The record is from RefSeq and is a predicted model, not a curated record. Gene Ontology annotation, molecular function: mechanosensitive monoatomic ion channel activity.